This is a messenger RNA of Alternaria arbusti, 1038 nucleotides long. RefSeq lists its product as uncharacterized. Bases 1 to 1038 code for a protein of 345 amino acids. The record is from RefSeq and is a predicted model, not a curated record. NCBI's taxonomy places the organism in Eukaryota, Fungi, Ascomycota, Dothideomycetes, Pleosporales, Pleosporaceae. The transcript is spliced from 4 exons.
AUGGGUAUCCGGUUUUCCCAGUGGGUUGCUCCGUCCAUUGUACUUCACAGUACCCUCACAUCUGCUCUCGUCGUACCUAGAGCCGCGUACAGCGGAAAUGGCGAGCCUUAUGGCACUGGACACAUCCAUCCGACCACCAUAGCCGCAUCAUCUUCUAUGGCUUCUCAGGCCUCAUCCCUUGGCUCGAGUAUUGUGCCGCCGGCUUCGAUAAUUGGCACCUAUCCUGUCGUGAGCGGCCCUACCAUCACUGGUUGGCCAUCGGCUGCUUCGUCAAGCUCGAUUGUACCGAGCAGCGUUCUGGAUUACCCUGCCGAAUCAUCCGUGCCACCUCCUGAGGAUCCAGCGACUUCAGACUAUCCUGCUGUCACUCCUACUUCGAAUGUGGCUUGGUCUACUGGCGGCGGAUAUGGCCCUUCCCCUGCGCCUGUCUCCCCCCACCUAAGUAAGCUUACGAGCAGUGCGAUCCCGGAGAGCAGCGUAACUCCAAGUAACUACAGUUCCUCCUGUCUAUUCGCCAACACCGACGCUUCCCGUCUCGUCACUCUCCUCAGCCUACCCUGUUUCGCCAGCAUCGUCUUCUUCCCCUCCCAUGCACCCAGAAUCCUCUUCAGCCCCUCCAGACUAUCCGGCAUCGCCUUCGGGUCAUCCCACCCCUUCGACGUCGCCUUCUGCCCCUCCUUCGUACCAGACAUCGUCGUCAGCCCUUCCGGACUAUUCGGCAUCAACACCGCUCCCUCCUGCCUCUUCGACAGCAUCGCCGGCCCACCCUGUCUCGCCGACAUCGUCAGGCCUUCCAGACUAUUCGGCAUCAGUACCGGUCCCUUCCGCCUCGCAGACAUCAUCUCUGGCCUACCCCGUUUCGCCGCCAUCAUCUUCAGUUCCUCCGAUGUCUGCGACGCCAUCAUCAGCCCUUCCCAUCGCCUCGACGCUCUCUUCAGCCUACCCUGUUGCGCCUACAUCGUCUUCAGUCGCUCCCGCUUAUCCAGCGUCAUCUUCGGCCGCUCCCGCGUAUCCAGCGUCGUCUUCGGUCGCUCCUGA